This is a messenger RNA of Drosophila rhopaloa, 845 nucleotides long. RefSeq names its product UPF0235 protein C15orf40 homolog. The transcript has a single exon. Gene Ontology annotation, cellular component: cytoplasm. The record is from RefSeq and is a predicted model, not a curated record. The coding region runs from base 386 to 808 and encodes 140 amino acids. NCBI's taxonomy places the organism in Eukaryota, Metazoa, Arthropoda, Insecta, Diptera, Drosophilidae.
ACCCUCUUUCAGAACAAGUUAAUAAACAGCGAUAUGUGAAAUUUGACAUAAUUGAUCUAAAUAGUGGUAGAUUAAAGAAUGUUAUAUAUUUUUUUAUUCUAAAAUUGUAUAUCUUAUGCUCGAAGGAAUAAAUUUAUUUUUCAAGAACCUAGCACAGAAAUAGUAUACUUGGGUUAAAAUAAAUUUUGUUUGGGAUAUAAAAUUCCCGUUAUUUUAUAAAAUACUGGGUUUCUCACGCACGAAGUGCUGUCAUCCCUACUUUUACUACACCCUGGAUAUACCAAUGAAACAGCUGAUUGAUGCCGAAGACAACGCGAAUAAGCUAAAAUUCUGAUUAAAAUGAAUUUAAAUUUAAAAAUUAAAUAGACUAUUUAACAAAAAGUUCAUGCGCCGCCUGUUCACAUCGGUCAUCGCCCAAAAAAUGUCGAAAAACAAGGGAAAAUCAAAGGCAACUGCUGAAAGUGCGAAAACCGAUGCGAAAUCCACGCCGGCUAAGGAAGUCAGUCCGAUUUCAAUGGACAAAAGCGGGAAUAUAUGCAUACAAAUACUUGCCAAGCCGGGAGCCAAGCAGAAUGGAAUCACUGGGAUUGGCCUGGAGGGCGUGGGCGUCCAAAUAGCAGCGCCUCCAAGCGAGGGAGAAGCCAACGCGGAACUCGUCAAGUAUCUCUCGAAAGUUCUUGGUCUCCGAAAGAGCGAUGUAUCUCUAGACAAGGGAUCUCGAUCUCGCAACAAAAUAAUACUGAUCAGCAAGGGAGUAUCCACAGUGGAGGCCAUUCAGCAAUUGCUUCAGAAAGAAUCUGAAUCAUAAGGACUUUCCCCCGAAUAAAUUCGCAUUUACAAAUUGA